AGGGAGGGAGGCAGAGGGAGAGCGAGAGCGUGAGCGCGCGCAAGCCAGCAAGCAAACCAGAGAGACAGAGGAGAGAGGGACCAGGAUAGAGACCCAGAGAAAGAGAAGAGGAAGCCGAGCUCUGUGGGGGCUGGACCUCCAACUUGUUUCAGUUCAUUCAUCCUUUUCUUCUCUCCACUUCAGGGAAGUGACUGUGGCUCUUGGACUCGCCAAGUUGGUGCCGAAGAAGAUGAUAAUCACACAAAUGAGUCAAUUCUACCUGACCAACCUUGGGCUUCUCUUCUUGAUUAAUAUUCUCCCUGGAACAGCUGGCCAAGGGGAAUCAAGACGACAAGAACCUGGGGAUUUUGUGAAGCAGGAUAUCGGCGGACUCUCUCCCAAGCACGCCCCAGAUAUUCCUGAUGACAGCACCGAUAAUAUUACUAUCUUCACCAGAAUCUUGGAUCGUCUUCUGGAUGGCUACGAUAACCGGCUGCGACCUGGGCUUGGAGAUGCAGUGACUGAAGUGAAGACUGACAUCUACGUGACCAGUUUUGGCCCCGUAUCAGACACUGACAUGGAGUACACCAUCGAUGUAUUUUUUCGACAGACAUGGCAUGAUGAAAGACUGAAAUUUGAUGGACCCAUGAAAAUCCUUCCACUGAACAAUCUCCUGGCUAGUAAGAUCUGGACCCCUGACACCUUCUUUCACAAUGGCAAGAAGUCGGUGGCCCAUAAUAUGACCACACCUAACAAGCUGCUCAGACUGGUGGACAAUGGAACUCUCCUCUACACGAUGAGGUUAACAAUUCAUGCCGAGUGUCCCAUGCAUUUAGAAGAUUUUCCCAUGGAUGUACACGCCUGCCCACUGAAGUUUGGAAGCUAUGCCUAUACAACAGCCGAAGUGGUUUAUUCUUGGACUCUUGGGAAGAACAAAUCUGUGGAAGUGGCACAGGAUGGCUCUCGCCUGAAUCAAUAUGACCUGCUGGGCCACGUUGUUGGGACAGAGAUAAUCCGCUCUAGUACAGGAGAAUACGUCGUCAUGACAACCCACUUCCAUCUCAAGCGAAAAAUUGGCUACUUUGUGAUCCAGACCUACUUGCCAUGUAUUAUGACUGUCAUUCUGUCACAAGUGUCUUUCUGGCUCAACAGAGAGUCGGUCCCUGCGCGCACGGUCUUUGGUGUCACCACUGUUCUCACCAUGACCACCUUGAGUAUCAGUGCCAGAAACUCCUUACCUAAAGUGGCAUAUGCGACGGCCAUGGAUUGGUUCAUAGCUGUCUGUUAUGCCUUUGUAUUUUCUGCGCUGAUUGAAUUUGCCACUGUCAACUACUUCACCAAACGGAGCUGGGCUUGGGAAGGCAAGAAGGUGCCAGAAGCCCUGGAGAUGAAGAAGAAAACACCAGCAGCCCCGACAAAGAAAACCAGCACCACCUUCAACAUCGUGGGGACCACCUAUCCCAUCAACCUGGCCAAGGACACUGAGUUCGCCACCAUCUCCAAGGCUGCUACUGCCAGUGCCUCCUCAACCCCGACACUCAUUGCUUCGCCCAAGACCACCUACGUGCAGGACAUCCCGACUGAGACCAAGACCUACAACAGUGUCAGCAAGGUUGACAAAAUUUCCCGCAUCAUCUUUCCUGUGCUCUUUGCCAUUUUCAAUCUGGUCUAUUGGGCCACCUAUGUCAACCGGGAGACGGCCAUCAAGGGCAUGAUCCGCAAACAGUAGAUAGUGAAGGCGCAGCAACCAGAGCACUGGAUACCCUAGGAAGCAUCCAGGCACCCAAACCCCGGGGCUCCCCUUUAUGUGUUUCAGGACUCUUGAAUCCUCUCAGCAAGCUGUGACUCUCAAUUCAUAUGUAUAAAUCUCAAUGAAAAAAACAAUUAACAGAAAAAUUACUUGUCCUGCUAACAUUGCUGAGUGUUCCCCCAACAGAGCCAAACACUGCCGUUUGCCCAGUUGCUCAUCUUAGCCUGCUGGGUCUCAAGUGCAGUUGUAGAAAGUCACAGAGUGUUACCCCAAGGAGACCACUUCUAAUAGUCUCAGCUCAAGGGAAUGAGAUUAAGAUGGCAGCCACAGCCACUCAUCCAGAGUAUCCUAGAAGCCCAAAGUAAAGCCACAGAUGGUACCAAAACCAGAUUCUCCCUGUCCACCCCCUGAACAAAGCUCCCAAGGGGUCUGUCCUUAGCUGCCGGAUGCCUUUUCACCCAUCCUUCCCCAUCCCCUGCUUCCUUGCCAUUGCUGGGACAAUGCAUGCCCGUCCCGUUAUUCCUAAUACUGUGUCUGUAAGUAACUUCAUGACUAGAAGAGUGUAGUGUUGUGGCUAUG
This is a messenger RNA of Rhinolophus ferrumequinum (greater horseshoe bat), 2308 nucleotides long. It is a transcript of the gene GABRA3, whose product is annotated as gamma-aminobutyric acid type A receptor subunit alpha3. The transcript has 10 exons. Gene Ontology annotation, molecular function: transmitter-gated monoatomic ion channel activity involved in regulation of postsynaptic membrane potential; inhibitory extracellular ligand-gated monoatomic ion channel activity; GABA-A receptor activity. The record is from RefSeq and is a predicted model, not a curated record. Gene Ontology annotation, cellular component: dendrite membrane; GABA-A receptor complex; synapse. Gene Ontology annotation, biological process: nervous system process; monoatomic ion transmembrane transport; chloride transport. The coding region runs from base 230 to 1708 and encodes 492 amino acids. NCBI's taxonomy places the organism in Eukaryota, Metazoa, Chordata, Mammalia, Chiroptera, Rhinolophidae.